GGUGAGUGCAGCCGCCGCUGUCCACGGUGCUGCCGGUGCUGGACCCGGCCGCGCGCCGCCCGAGGGCUCCAGCACCUGCAGGCAACGCCCUCUCGCACCCUGCGUGCCCCGUGGGACCCGCUUCCCCAGCAGGACGCAGAUCAACUCGACAAAGGAGUGUGGCUUCGCUUCGGACGUGGAGAGUCCUCCGUGCCACCUGGGCGCCCGUUCAGGCGUGACUUUGGAGAUUGCUACAGUUUCAGACCAAACUAUUUUGAUUUUCCCCCGUUAAGACGUUCUUUUCAGUAUAUAUAUUUUUUUCAAUUGUGAUUUAUAUAUCCACGGCAUUUAGGAAUAUUUCCGGGGGACUUUUGUGACUGUUAACAUAAGGUGAAAAGCUAGAAGGAUGUUUAAGUGCUGGCCAGCAGUUUUGGUACUCGGAUUCAUUUUUCUGGAGGCAGAAGGAAGGCCAACGAAAGAAGCAGGGUACAGUCUUAAACCCUACCAGCCCCUCGUGCGACUGAGACAUAAGCAGGAAAAAAGUCAAGAAAGUUCAAGAAUAAAAGGCUUUCUGACCGAGGAUGGCCCCUUUGGGUCCUGUGAAAACAAGUACUGUGGCUUGGGACGGCGCUGUGUCAUCAGCAGAGAGACGGGCCACGCCGAGUGUGCCUGCAUGGACGUCUGCAGACGGCACUACAAGCCCGUGUGCGGGUCCGACGGGCAGUUCUACGAAAACCACUGUGAAGUGCACAGAGCCGCUUGCCUGAAAAGACAGAAGAUCACCAUCGUGCACAACGAAGACUGCUUCUUCACAGGAGACAACUGCAAGAACACUGAGUACAGCAAGAUGAAAAACAUGCUUUUAGAUUUACAAAAUCAAAAAUAUAUUAUGCAAGAAAAUGAAAAUCCUAAUGAUGAUGACUUAUCGCGGAAGAAGCUGUUGGUGGAUCAGAUGUUUAAAUAUUUUGAUGCAGACAGUAACGGACUUAUAGAUAUUAACGAACUAACUCAGGUGAUAAAACAGGAAGAGCUUGCCAAGCAUCAUUCGGACUGUUCAUUGUAUGACCUCCUCAAAUACGAUGAUUUCAACGUGGACAAGCACCUAGCGCUGGAGGAAUUUUAUAGAGCAUUCCAGGUCAUCCAGCUGAGUCUGCCCGAGGAUCAGAGGCUGAGCAUUGCUGCAGCCACCGUGGGACAAAGUGCUGUCCUGAGCUGUGCCAUCCAGGGAGCCCUGAGACCUCCCAUCAUCUGGAAGAGGAACAACAUCGUCCUCAAUAACUUAGAUCUGGAAGACAUCAAUGACUUUGGAGAUGAUGGGUCCUUGUAUAUUACUAAGGUCACCACAACCCACAUGGGGAAUUACACCUGCUAUGCAGACGGCUAUGAACAAGUCUAUCAGACUCAUAUCUUCCAAGUGAACGUCCCUCCAGUCAUCCGAGUGUACCCAGAGAGCCAGGCCAGAGAGCCAGGGGUGACGGCCAGCCUUCGGUGUCACGCCGAGGGCAUCCCAGACCCGCAGCUGGGCUGGCUGAAGAAUGGAGUGGAUAUCACACCCAAGCUGUCCAAACAGCUCACUCUGCAAGCGAACGGCAGCGAGGUUCACAUAAGCAACGUGCACUACGAAGACACCGGCGCAUACACGUGCAUCGCCCGGAACGAAGCCGGCGUGGACGAAGACAUCUCCUCCCUGUUUGUGGAAGACUCUGCUAGAAAGACCCUAGCUAACAUAUUAUGGAGAGAAGGUCUGGGAAUUGGGAACAUGUUCUACGUGUUUUAUGAAGAUGGAAUCAAAGUGGUACAGCCCAUAGAAUGUGAAUUUCAGAGGCACAUUAAGCCCAGUGAAAAGCUCCUCGGGUUUCAGGAUGAAGUCUGCCCCAAGGCGGAGGGAGAGGAAGCUCAGAGGUGUGUGUGGGCCUCAGCUGUUAACGUCAAAGACAAGUUCAUAUACGCUGCCCAGCCGACCUUGGACAGAGUCCUCGUCAUUGAUGUGCAGUCCCAAAAAGUCGUCCAGCAAAAGCUGAGACAAUACAAGCUUCCGUUAGAGAAGAGUAAGUUGGCCGGACUUACUAGGUAUGAGGAACAGGAGGAACAUGUGUACCGUCACUGGCAGAGUGCUCUAGCAGACACUGCUAUGGUCGUCUUUCCCGUCUCUCGGACCAUGGCUCUCAUUUGA
This is a messenger RNA of Tupaia belangeri chinensis (Chinese tree shrew), 2152 nucleotides long. RefSeq names its product follistatin like 5 (gene FSTL5). The transcript has 14 exons. Gene Ontology annotation, cellular component: extracellular region. NCBI's taxonomy places the organism in Eukaryota, Metazoa, Chordata, Mammalia, Scandentia, Tupaiidae. The record is from RefSeq and is a predicted model, not a curated record. Gene Ontology annotation, biological process: regulation of BMP signaling pathway; multicellular organism development; cell differentiation. The coding region runs from base 386 to 2152 and encodes 588 amino acids. Gene Ontology annotation, molecular function: protein binding; calcium ion binding.